Colletotrichum scovillei is the source of this 426-nucleotide messenger RNA. RefSeq lists its product as uncharacterized. Bases 1 to 426 code for a protein of 141 amino acids. The record is from RefSeq and is a predicted model, not a curated record. Lineage: Eukaryota; Fungi; Ascomycota; Sordariomycetes; Glomerellales; Glomerellaceae. The transcript has a single exon.
AUGAAGUCCCGCGGCCUCUGGGCGGGCGUGCAGAUCGACGGGACAAUCAUCCUCGCGAGACAAGACUGCAACGGCGUGGCCUACGCGGACCGCCGCAUCUCGGCCAAGAAGAUUCUCCAGACGCAGGCCGAGUGGCCCGAGGGGUCGAUGCCGCUUUGGCAGACGCUGAUGGCGCUGGAGGGGCGGUACUCGAUGGAUCCUGCUAUUGCGAGGGAGGUGGCGAUGAUGGGGCCGCCGGGGGAUGCUACGCCGCCGCCGCCGAUGGAGGAUGAUGUGCCUGCACCGGCGUAUACGCCUUCUGUUGCAUCGCAGUUGAAUUUGAACACUUAUGGUGGUGGAGAGGAGGGGAUCACGAAUACCCCCAAGGAUGUUGACGAGGAGCCUGUUUUAGAUGAAAAGGAGAGGCUUAGGCGGGCGGGAUACUAA